Messenger RNA from Gongylonema pulchrum, 378 nucleotides. Lineage: Eukaryota; Metazoa; Nematoda; Chromadorea; Rhabditida; Gongylonematidae. The record is from the annotation of a GenBank genome assembly.
AUGGAUUGCCCAAGCAUGGGCAUAAACAUUAUUUGCAGCGCUCCACCGAAAACGGAAAUUGGUGAGGAAGCGAUGGUUGAAAAUUUUGCUGAAUCGACAGUUGUCAAUGCCAGCCAGCCGCCUUCAUCAUCUAUUUCACAGAAAUCAAUGUCAACUACCAACUUAUUCGAUACUACAGAAAUGGAUAAACGCGCUUCAGUUGCAUCGACAAAUCAAGCAGCAAGUGCUGAAUCACUGCAGCACCAGACACCAUCCCUUGAAAACCUUUUGGCGCGGUCUAGAAUUUAUGACGAACGCAUUCCGGAAGUAGUUCUUGACGAUGCGACUCCGAAUCUGGAAGAUGAGCAUGAGCUUGUAAACAACAUCGGAGUUGAGUAA